CCGGGUCAAAGGGUGCGCUGGCUUCCGCUUCGCUCGGUGUCUCGGGCUGCUCGAACCGUCUCCGAGGCGACGUGGGGCCGAGUCGGGCUCCCCUCGGACCGUGAGGUUAUCGAGAAGGGUUGAACAGAUAAAAAUAUGAAGCUUUACAGUCUUAGUGUUCUUUACAAAGGUGAUCCCAAAGUGCACUUACUGAAGGCUGCCUAUGAUGUAUCAUCAUUUAGUUUCUUCCAGAGAUCAAGUGUUCAAGAAUUUAUGACCUUUACAAGUCAACUGAUAGUAGAGCGUUCAGAGCCUGGAAGCAGAGCUUCUGUAAAGGAACAAGAAUACCUCUGCCACGUUUAUGUACGGAAUGAUGGUUUGGCUGGAGUGGUAAUUGCAGAUAAUGAAUAUCCAUCCCGGGUUUGUUUCACUUUGUUGGAUAAGGUACUUGAUGAAUUCUCUAGGCAAGUUAAUAGGAUAGACUGGCCUUCUGGGUCUCCAGCAACGAUAAACUAUACAGCCUUGGAUGGAUACCUUAGUAAAUAUCAGAAUCCUCGUGAUGCCGAUGCAAUGUCAAAAGUGCAAGCCGAAUUGGACGAGACCAAAGUUAUCCUGCACAACACAAUGGAGUCCUUGUUAGAACGAGGAGAGAAAUUGGAUGACUUAGUGGCCAAGUCAGAGAUUCUUGGAACUCAGUCAAAAGCCUUUUACAAAACUGCCCGCAAGCAGAAUUCAUGCUGUGACAUCAUGUGACUCCAUCAACAGUGUAUCCUUACCACCUGCUUUGGACUAUCUGGAUUUGAUUUGAUUUUAUAACUCCUGGAAAGAGGCAGCACACACAUGUAACUACAGCAGCAGCUGUUGUUUCCAGGUUCAGCCAUCUCAGCCACUUUGGAGGCAUGAAAUGGGCUACCAUGUUGGGGUCCAUGAAAUUAAAACUGUAUUUUAAAAACUAACUUUCAUUGGUGAGAGAGCAUCUUGGAUAUUAGACUGAUGGCAAGAGGGGAUAUAAGAAUAGACCCUGGUGCUUACACACAUUCCUGUUUUGGUCAUCUGGCUGAUACCUGUGUGGGGAUUCUCCGCUCUCCUUUCCAAAACUGCAAGCAGAUGUGAACUCACUGUGCAUACAUAUGAGUAAGAAAAACAGUUUGGCCAUCUGAAAGUUCUAAGGUUGCCUUUCUUAGCAUUGCACAGUGUCCUUGUGUCUUAAAAUGUUUGAUGCUAAUUUUGGAAGUGAAGCAAAACCCAGUCAAUUUUAAACCCAUUCAGAGUUACUCAGAGAACAUGGAUCUCCGCAUUCUGCAUGAAAGGAAAAAAAAAGACAACCCUAAGGCAGCCUGAGAACUGAAUAUUCUUUGUACUAUAGAAGGCAGUCCAAAGAAGUGGGAAGCAGGUUUUAGGGCAAGUAUGGGUAUGUAGAUGCUUUUAGGUUUUCUUUGAUUCAAGGUGGAAAAUUUCUUCCCAACUUGAGCCAGACUUUUUGUUUUUGCCAAGGAUAUAAGCAGCAGCAUCUAGCUCCCUCUUUUACCUAGUACCAUUGCCACUUGUCAAACCCAGGAUUUCAUUAAGAAGGGAUUGCAUGGCAUAGCCCCCUGGGUGCUCUUGAAUAUUGCAGUUUGUUCAGGUUGGGCUUAUUGGUGAAAAGCUGGCAACUCUUCUAGCUGAUGGGGUUGUUUUCUACACUUUCUGCAGGAUGUGGAAUGGGCAACUGCAUUGCAAUCCAGGCAUCCCUUUUCACACUAUUCAUUGUGGCUGCUGUUCUGACAGCAUACCUGCCCUGGUAUAAAGCAGCCCCUCUUGAGAAUACUGUACCCAGAAGCAUAAUCUGCCGCUUCACAGUAGCCACUAUACCAGUGUCUUGUAGAGUACAGUCUAUCCUGUAUUGGGUCUAAGUGUGUUAGUCGCUGCAGCCAUGCAGCUUGGUGUUGUCUUGUGAUGUCCUUGGCCAACCUACAUUCUCCCACCGUUGGAGAAUUUGUCCUCAUUGGUUAAUUUUGUGUAAAUACAGAAAAUGUUAUUAAUGGUUUUGUCUUUCUGUCAGUGGCAUCUCAGCGACAAGGCCCAUUCUGUCUUUUGGGUGUGGGGCAGUAGGGAUGCUAUUCUAGAGUAGCAUUUCUGCCCCCCCCCAAAGCGUUUUGCUUUAUUGUAACUGGGUUGGAUAUGUCUGCACACAGGUGAACCACCAUGUCCCUUAAAGUCAGCUGAUUCCCAACAAGUCCUUUGUGAAAUAAUUCAGAUAGGCAAUAGGAACAACAUGCCACUUGAAGUUGUUGCUUGUCAGUGGUGCCAUGUGCAUGUGCACGUGCACAUGGUGUAAUGAUCACUACCCCAAUAUAUUAACCCACGAAUAGGAACAGAAGUCAUCUUCUAGGGUAGGUAAGAGUAACCCAAUAAUGUCUUGGGCACAGAUUUCCUAUCCCUGUUGAUUAAACCGACGCUACUGACUGACCCCCUUCUCCAUUCCAGAGAAGGCACAUAAAAAGCUGGGCAGCUUUCCUUGACCAUUAGCAUGGAACCAGUUAGUGCCAAGAAGUCAAAUGCCAGAAUGACAGAGGGCAAUUUAAGACGAAGUUGAAGGUUAUUGGUGGGACUGUGAGGAGAAAUCCAAUUUCUGACUUGCAUUGUUCAUUUCUUAAAAUGUGUGUCAUACGCAAUUGCAUCAGCUCUUGUAUCAUGAGCAAACCAACAACUUGCCAACUUCCAUGCAAUUUCUAAAUAUUCGUCAAGCCUAGGGCCAAUACAGUGAAGUGGAGCGAGUGAGCAACCUGGGGUUUUAAUGCAUUUCUGUUUGACUUGAACAGUGUUGGGUGUAUCCUGGGGCUUGAUUUGGGUGCAACUUGGCUACGUUUACUUGCCUUUUGAGGCCUUCCUAGGGGAAGAGACCAGGUGAAAGAGCAGAAUUGGGCCAAUUGCAAGCUUGAAUCAUUAUGCAGAGGCUGCAUUGGCAGACUUGAAUCAGCACCCUUGUGAUGUUAGAAAUCACCAGCCUUAAUUCUUUUUCUUCCUUCAAUAUCUGCUUCAGCUGCACCAACCUAAGGGCCGCUGUAUGUUCUGUAAAGUCUUAUAUUCUGCAGUGGUUUCUUGUAGGCUGUUACUUUGCUCCGAAAACUUGAUCAAGAGGUUAGAGCAGUGAGCUUCACUACUACUUGCUGUAGAAGAAAAUGGUUUCUCUCCUCAUUCUGUGGUCAAGAAUGUACAAUACUGUAGAAACUUGCCUGCAUUUGGAAUAAAGUAGUUACUUUUUUGCCCCUUAGGCUCAUCAAUUCCUAAUCUCUUUCUAAUGUGGAAGCUUUUACUAAAGAUUGUAUUUUAAUAAAUAUUGCUUAAUGUCUGUA
Messenger RNA from Candoia aspera, 3314 nucleotides. It is a transcript of the gene YKT6, whose product is annotated as YKT6 v-SNARE homolog. The record is from RefSeq and is a predicted model, not a curated record. Gene Ontology annotation, cellular component: Golgi apparatus. The transcript is spliced from 8 exons. NCBI's taxonomy places the organism in Eukaryota, Metazoa, Chordata, Lepidosauria, Squamata, Candoiidae. Gene Ontology annotation, molecular function: SNAP receptor activity. The coding region runs from base 136 to 732 and encodes 198 amino acids. Gene Ontology annotation, biological process: endoplasmic reticulum to Golgi vesicle-mediated transport.